This is a messenger RNA of Malaclemys terrapin pileata, 713 nucleotides long. It is a transcript of the gene TMEM190, whose product is annotated as transmembrane protein 190. Bases 1 to 639 code for a protein of 212 amino acids. NCBI's taxonomy places the organism in Eukaryota, Metazoa, Chordata, Testudines, Emydidae. The transcript is spliced from 7 exons. The record is from RefSeq and is a predicted model, not a curated record.
AUGACCUACACAGCCUGCGGCUCCGAGUUGGAGAACCGGGGGUGUCAGAGCCAGGGCUCCGGCCUGCGCCUGCCCGUCUCCACUGCAAUCCGGAGCCCGCCAGCCCUGAUCGCUGAGCUGGGCCAGCCGCGGGGCUUUCGGCACAGCGACAAGCCACCUGCCCUUCGACGGCAAGGCAGCAGACAGACGACGGACGACGGACGGUUUCCCUGCGUGACUCAGGACAGACAGACUGUCUCAGCCCCAGGCCAAGGUGCCACAAGGAUAGGCAGCUUCUUCAGACCCCUGACCUGCACUCAGCACCCCUCCCUGCGGACACCCUGCGGCGGCACUGCCGAGAACUUCUAUCCCAGCCAGUGUCUGCAGAGGAAAUGCUGCCACGACAACGGCACCUGCUUCCACCGCGCCAUCGAUGCGCCGCGCCAGCGCCGGAACGCCGGGAUCCUGGGGGGGCUCUGCGUGGGGGCCGCCGGCCUCUUCCUCUGCGUCUGCGUCGCCUGCAGGCUGAAGGGCACCCGGGCAGCAGGGAAGGAGACUGGGAAGCCGAAGUCAACGUCGGAUGCAGAGGCGGCUGAUUAUCUGACGAAGCUGCUGGAGGAGAGUGACCAGGAGGAAGAGCCAAAAGAGGGGGGAGAGUAGGGACAGGCUGGGGGGGAGCCCCCCCCCACCUGGGCUGCUGCACCCCUCAUACAAUAAAGGGUUAAUUUCCCCCC